Messenger RNA from Volvox carteri f. nagariensis, 1233 nucleotides. RefSeq lists its product as uncharacterized. Gene Ontology annotation, cellular component: chloroplast thylakoid membrane. The transcript has 7 exons. The record is from RefSeq and is a predicted model, not a curated record. Gene Ontology annotation, molecular function: membrane insertase activity. Gene Ontology annotation, biological process: protein insertion into membrane; protein localization to chloroplast; thylakoid membrane organization. Bases 1 to 1233 code for a protein of 410 amino acids. Lineage: Eukaryota; Viridiplantae; Chlorophyta; Chlorophyceae; Chlamydomonadales; Volvocaceae.
AUGCCCCUGUGCCGCGACACUUUCGGCUUCGUUUCCGACCCAAGCUGCACCCUGGACCUGGAGUUGGGCCGCCCGCAUCACGGGCCUCCAAGGAUCCGCAACAAGCCAUCCUCCCCGUUGGAGGAUCCUUUAGCCCUGAUCCUCAGCCCCACCCAGCUGGGAGUGCAAUGGUGGGAGGGUGCUCACACGGCCACAGGCUUGCCUUGGUGGGCCGCCAUCCCCACCACUACACUAUUGCUCCGCGGCGCCCUGAUGCCGCUGAGCCUGCGUGCAUACGCGGCCUCUGCCAAUGCGGUGGCUGCAGCGGCCGAGCAGCAGUGCCAGGCGCAGCGGCGACAGGCGCAGGAAGAGGAACAACGGGAAGGGGAGCGGCAGCUAGCGGGGAAAGCAGGAGGAGCAGGGGUAGGGGCGCCCGGGGAACAGCAGGUGGGGGUGCAAACGCAGCUGGGGCCCAGCAGCAGCGGCAGCAGUGGGACCAAGAGCAGCAAUGCUAGCGGUGGCGGUAACGGUGGCGGCAGCAGCACUGCUGGGGCUGAGUUAGGCCGGAUGGAUGUGGUGCGCCGGGUGUUCAACCACUUGCGGCAUCUGCAUGGGGUGCCUUCCUUCGGCUGGUACUUGGGUAACACAGCCGUACAGGUCUCUCUUGUGGUGUCCCUGUCACUGGCCCUCCGCCGCAUGUCAGACAGCUUGUGGCCCGGUUUCACGGGAGAGGGACUGUUGUACUUCCAGGACCUGACGGCCCCACCCGUGUAUCUACAGACGCUCUCAACUCCGUACGGUACGGCAGGAGCCAUCCUCCCGCUGGCGCUCGUGCUAUUGUACGUGAGCGCCGCGGACAGAUCCGCAGGAGGAUCCAGCCCGGGCAUACACAUUGCGCUCAAGCUGCUGGUGGUACCUCUCUACUGCACUGCAUUACUGCAGCCCCAUGCAGUGUUGCUCUACUGGAUGGCUCAGGCGGCAUCACAACUAGGGAUAUAUGAACUGGCAGCGAGGCUGCCUCCUCUGCGGCGGGCGGCGAGGGUUCCGGAGCUGCUGCUGGCGCCGAGGAGCCACACAUCGAAUGCUGGGCCCACCGUAGACGAGAUCCUGUUGGAGCUGUCGGAGUCGUACGCCAAGGCCGGCAACACCACUGCGGCACGUACCUGCUUAAAUGCACUUCUGACCAGGCAGCCCUUACACCAGCAGGCGGUCAAGCGAUUACAGGCGUUGUCGUCAAACCCUUACUCUGCCUAA